UACCUAAGCCCCCAGAUGAUCGGGGAGAGCUCAGUUCAAUUUGUAAACAGUGCGAGUUUGGUUGUGGCUUUCGGUGUUUGUCUUUUGAUAUGUAAUCGUUACGCUUAUACACAUAAUAAUGGAGACUCAUAUACUUUGUGGCAGCCUGUUGAAAUGGCUGGAAACCUUCCCUGGCCGGGAAGGAAUCUCGGUCCAGCAGUUAACAGAUGGCGUUGUUAUGGCCAACGUUCUGCAUCAGAUAGCUCCCGAAUAUUUCACACAGUUCUGGCUAGUGAAGAUCAAGGCCGACGUCGGCGACAACUGGCGCCUCAAGGCGAACAUGACGACCAGGAGGAACUGGGUCGGAUGCUGCAGCUCAUCCUGGGAUGCGCCGUUAAUUGCGAGAGCAAACAGCAAUACAUCGAAGCCAUCAUGAACAUGGAGGAGAUGGUGCAGAAGGUGAUCAUGGAGGCAAUCCAGGAGUUGAUGCUGCGAGAGAGUUCCCCAGGCAUCCUGGGGCCUGACACCGAGGGGCGUCUCGAGCUGGGCCCCGCCUCCUUCCACCCGCAGCUGAAGACCGUCCUCGAACAGCUGGAAACGGCCACGCAGUCCAGGGACGAAGCUGUCCAGAGGUGCCAUGAGCUGGAACAGCAGAUCUCUGUGGUGUCGGAGGAGAAGACGGCACUGUCCACCGAAAACGAAAAGCUUUUGAACCGCCUGGAUGCCUUGGAAACGGGGGUUGAUCUUGGCGGUACGUCCACGCUACGAUACAAGGAUCUGAAGAAACAGAUCGACAGCCUUCAGGAUGAGCUGUAUAAGCUCGAAACAUCACGAGAUGAGUAUCGCACAAAGUUCGAGGUGCUGGAGAGGGAAAACCAGGAGAUUCAGACUCGUAACGAGGAACUGCAGCAAUUGGCUGAUGAAGCGCGCUCUCUCAAGGAUGAGGUGGACGCUCUCCGUGAGAUGAGCGAGCGGGCAGUAGUUUACGAGGGCACGAUGGAAACUUACAAGAAGAAAUUGGAGGAGUUGAGCGACCUGAAACGCCAGGUCAGAAUCCUCGAGGAGAAGAACUCCGACUACAUGCAGCACAACAUGGAACUUGAAGAGGAGGUAAAGAAGAGUGGCACUUGGAGACCUCAAUUGGAACUCUACAAAAAGCAAGUUGCAGAGCUUCACCAGAAAUUAGCUGAAGAGGCGAAGAAAACAGAUCGUCAAAUAUUUGAAAACAAAAAAUUAGCCGAGAAGAUGGAAGCCAUAAUUCAGGAGAAGGAUAGACUAACAUUGGAACGUGACGGUCUCAAAGAAAACAUUGAGGAACUGCGGUGCCAUGUUUCGACCUUGACAUCCGAUACCACCUCCAGGCCUCCUUCCGAUCUCUCUGAUGUUGAUUUGUUGGAAAUUGUUCCUCAUGAGAUCAGACAAAAAUUGAUUAGACUGCAGCAUGAGAAUACUUUACUGAAGCAACGUGCAGGAGAAGGGGAUAGUAGUGAACAGUUACCCGUCCUUCAAACAUUGGUGUCUGACCUUCAGGAACGACAGACCUCGCUCACUCAGGAAAACAGACAACUGAAUCAUCGUAUCAUGGAACUGGAAAGUGAAGUCGAGGAAGCAAAGGCUGCCGUGGCGGUUGCAGGGCCAAUGGCAAUGGCUGCUGCCUCAAAGGCUUUUGAAGGUUCCCCAACCAGAUCCACAAGUGCCGAAGCCAGGAGAAUAGCAGAUCUUGAGAAAAAAUUGCAGGAACAAAGUGAAAAGGUCAUGGCUUUGGAAGAGAGCCUUUCAAAGAAAGAGAGUGAAAUGGGAGCCAUGGAAGAGCGGUACAAGAAGUACUUAGGGAAGGCCAAGUCUGUUAUUAAGACCCUUGAUCCCAAGCACAAUCCAGCUCUGGUUCCGGAUGUGUCCAACUUGCGGUCAACUAUCCACGAGAAGGAGCGAAUGAUUGAGAACAUGGAGAGGGAGUCAGAAAAAACCAAGAUGAUUCGUGAUAUGGAGGAAAAACUUAUCACAACUGCCUUCUAUAAUUUUGGCAUGCAGAUGCACCGUCAAAUGAUUAGCCAGCGUUUGUCUACGAUGGAUCAGGGUCAAACGUUCCUCACCCGACAGCGACAAGCUUCCACUAGGCGUGUUCCCAUGAGCAAUAUGGGCAACAGAGCGCCGGGGGACCAUGAAAGCGUAACUCCUUUGAGGACGAAUAGCAGCUACCCUGCCAAAAAUGAAUUUUAUGACUAUUAACGGCGCCGAUUGUUUGGUUCUCGAGACCCCCCCAUCCCUGUGCAUGGCACACUCCGUCCAGCAAUCAGUAUGAUGACAUGAGAAUCAGCUGACUUCAUGAUGUCUUUCAUAGGCCUGAAAAAAAUAGUAAAACCAUUUGAAGUUAUAUUUGAUAUUUGGAGUUACGGUUCAGAGAUUGUAAGUUAAAAAUCGAAGGAUUUAUUCCCUAACCCCCUCCCUCCCCCUCCCCCCCUCCUCUCCCCCACCUCCUCCUUCCUGUCCUUUUGUGAUCAUACGUGGAGAAAGGUACACUUACUCGGUUAUUAUAUGUACUCUCAAGGGUUACUAAUUGUUGCUAAAAAUGUCUGGAAAUGGUAUCUUUAUAAUGAAUUGCUCUCCAUAGGUAUUUUAAGGUGGUUUAUGAUUUUAUGCAUUAUUUUAACCAGAGUACACAGUACAGGACUUACUGCACUAAAAUAUCUCAUAGAUUCUUUCUUUAGAAUAACAGGAGUAUCUGGCUGAAAUCUGGAACUUUACACCCAUUUUAAGGUAAUUGGUAGUACUAUCACCAAAACAGGAGUAACAUAGUUAAGGGAGGCACAAGGUUUCACAUUUUUUAUGUAUUGGAAGCACUUUCUUUUUAUAGCUUUAAAAUAUUUUUAUUGACUGGCAUAUCAUCUUGCAUAUCACAUAGGAAAGCUAUGCAGUUUUUCUUUGUUGUUUUGAUUAUUCAGUAUGAAAUGCUGUAUACUAUAGAGAUUAAAGAACUUAUUAAAACUCCUUUUAGGUUAUUCUUAUUUGGCAAUCUUUGAAAUGAUAAGAAAUGAUUUGCAAUAUAUUUAAAUUUUUAGGUGCCAAUUGUAAGUUUUUACUUCAGUCUCAUGUUCCCUUGACUGAAAAAGCAAUUCCAGAGGUUGACAAAACUUGUGUUUACAAUUGAUCUUUUGAUUUUAUAAAAUUAAAGUAUUUUAUUUAGCAUUUAUGCAAGAUUAAAGAUUUUUAUGGAACCUAGAUUUUGCGCAGAAUUUUAAUGGUAUGGAAAUAUAUAAGUAUGUAUCUGAUUUUUUAAAAUGAUGGCGAAAGGUUGAUCGUUAUUCAUAAAAGAAACAAAAUUGGUACUGUAUAUGUUUUAGAGCAAUAAACAUGACAAAUAAAUAAAAGAAAGUAUCAGCUGUUAUGCAUUGUAAAGCAUCACUCAAAAAAAGAAUUUUUUGCGAGUGAUAGCUGCUAGUUUGAAAUGGCUAAGGUUAAAACCAAUUACAGUAUCCCUAUUUAAAGGCAGUGAAUUCCAAAUAUCCAGUGAUAAAAAUCUAAGUUGUCAGGUAUAAUUGCUUCCUUUUUUUAUUGUUAAAUUUUGUAUGAAGACCCAUAUACAGUAUACACUUGCUCAUUCAAGACUGGUUUUGUAUUGUUUUUAGAUUCUGUCAGGAAAUUUUCUCUUGACUUAAAGGAGAGUGAAUAUUGAGAGAUGAUUUUGCCUUGCUAGCUGUAGUUUUAUCGUUAUGAAGAGGGUAAAGUUUUAUAUGAUAGCAUUUCUUGAAAUAAAGUAUUUAAAAUACCAA
Macrobrachium nipponense is the source of this 3749-nucleotide messenger RNA. RefSeq names its product protein Hook homolog 3-like. Gene Ontology annotation, biological process: cytoskeleton-dependent intracellular transport; cytoplasmic microtubule organization. Gene Ontology annotation, cellular component: centrosome; cytoplasm. Gene Ontology annotation, molecular function: microtubule binding; dynein light intermediate chain binding. The record is from RefSeq and is a predicted model, not a curated record. NCBI's taxonomy places the organism in Eukaryota, Metazoa, Arthropoda, Malacostraca, Decapoda, Palaemonidae.